This is a messenger RNA of Stegodyphus dumicola, 871 nucleotides long. RefSeq lists its product as uncharacterized. NCBI's taxonomy places the organism in Eukaryota, Metazoa, Arthropoda, Arachnida, Araneae, Eresidae. The record is from RefSeq and is a predicted model, not a curated record.
CUUUAAUUACUUUUAAUAUUUAGUGAACUAGAUAAGAUGCUUGAAUUCGUGGAUGAAAUGUUCGAUGAUAUCCAUAAUACUAAAUCUGCUCUUCUCCGAUGGGUGUUGGAAUCACUUGAAGUUUACACAGAACAAGAGGAAGAAGAGAUAGAUGCUUUGUUACAUCAUCUAAAUCGUUGUUCGAAGUUAGUCCGCAAGGUUGCUUCCGAAGCGACUGUGUACAAACUGAUGGACCAAAAUAUCUUAAGAGACGCUGCCUUGUGCUAUACUCAUGGGCUUAGAACUGGAGCAAAAUCGUAUUAUGAAUUAUACCUGAAACUUAAAGAAGAUAUUAAUUCUAACUGUAAAGAUAGCUUCCGGCGCAAGGUUAAAGGCUUACUGAAUGUCAAAGCCGAUGAACACAUUGAAAUAGGAACAUUAGCAGGAGGAGUAGAAGACUGCAAGACGUUGUGUCUUAGUGAAGAAAGGUGCAGGGCGAUUGGUUUCGUGGACAGCAUCACAAUCACACUGUCGCAUAGGAAAGGAGACGUUAAAACAGUCAAAAAAGCAAAUCAGUGUCACAUUUAUUUUAGAAGCACAAACACAGCAUCGAUAUACACACCAAAUGGAGCUGAAAAUCCUGCUGUAUAUGACAGAAAAUGCGAUUAAGGGAUGUGUUGUGACGAAUUUCAAAUAAAACUGUUCUGUUUGUAAAUUUGUGUGUGGUGCUGCCAUCUAUCGGCUAAUAUAGUAAUCGCAUGCGACAGAAAGAGAAGCUACAGUUAUGUAAAUAAAAAGUUUUACAACUUUUUAUUUUUUCAGUUGCAGAAGCAAAAUCCGAGCAAUACAGUUAAAUAACUUGUUUUAUGAAAAAUAAAACUUUGUUGUUAAG